AUGAAGCUGAUUGUGUUUAUUAUAUCCCUGAUUACUUGUUCAAGAGACGCAUUAGCUAUUGGACAACCCGCAAGUCUUGUUUUCACAGAGACUAUAGGAGCCUUGAAGCUAAGCGACACCGGCUCCGCUUUGCCAAUUAUCAUAGACACGAAAGACUGGCCUGGUGUCGUGCAUGCUGGCAAUGACCUUGCGAAUGACUUUGGGCUUGUGACCGGAACGAAGGGAAAAGUCACUACGAGUACAAGCGGUCUCUCCAACGCAACGGUCAUCAUUGCCGGAACGAUUGGCAAAUCAUCGCUCAUUGACAGUUUGGUAUCUUCCGGGAAGCUUGAAGUGGCAGCAAUCAAAGGAAAAUGGGAAUCAUUCACCUCCCAAGUAGUCUCAGACCCAGUCCAAGGCAUUCAAUCUGCCCUAGUCCUCGCGGGCAGCGACAAGAGAGGCACCAUUUACGCCAUUUACGAUAUCUCUGAACAGAUCGGCGUUUCGCCGUGGUACUGGUGGGCUAAUGUUCCUCCCAAGAAGAAAACUAACAUAUAUGCUCUACCUAUCACGAAAAGUCAAGGACCGCCGACAAUCAAAUAUCGGGGCAUAUUCCUAAAUGACGAACAACCUGCCCUUACGAACUGGGUUCGCGCAAAUUAUGGCAAAUACGACUCCCGAUUCCAUGCGAAGGUUUUCGAGUUGCUCCUCCGCCUUCGCGCAAAUUACUUCUGGCCAGCCAUGUGGGACUCGAAAUUUUAUGUGGAUGAUAGCAAGAAUGGGCCACUCGCAGAUGAAAUGGGGAUUGUUAUGGGUACAUCGCAUACAGAACCUAUGGCGCGUGCCGACAAGGAGAAAGUAAAGCCGUGGGAUUGGAAGAACAAUCAGAAUAAUUUAAAGAAGUACAUGCAAGAUGGCUUGACACGUGCUAAAAGCUGGGAAACGCUUUGGACCCUCGGGAUGCGAGGCGAUGGGGAUACAGCAAGCCCAACACUGGACGCGAAGAGCCUAGUCGAUGUCAUCAAUUAUCAGCAGUCAAUAUUGAAGAGUACUCUAGGUCUCUCAAAUCUUUCAGGCGUGCCACAGAUGUGGUGUGUAUACAAGGAAGUAGGUGGGUACUACCAGGCAGGUAUGAAAAUUCCAGACGACGUUACGAUUCUCUGGAGCGACGACAACAGUGGGAACAUUCAACGUCUACCACUCCCUAGCGAGGUUAAUCGAGAAGGGGGCGCGGGCGUUUACUAUCAUUUCGACUAUGUAGGAGACCCGAGAAACUACAAGUGGAUCAACACGAUUCAAUUAUCCAAGACUUGGGAGCAGAUGCAUCUUGCGUGGCAGCGCAAUGCAACUGAGAUAUGGAUUGUUAAUGUUGGAGAUUUGAAGCCUUUGGAACUUCCGAUUUCCCACUUCCUUGAUAUGGCAUAUAACAUGGCUCCAUUUACCUCUCCGUCGAGUACGGAUACCUGGCUCAACGCAUGGGCAACACGAGAGUUUGGCCUAGGUGUCGCGACUGGGACAGCAGAAGCCAUGGCGACAUACGGAAAACUUAUCGUCCGUCGGAAAUAUGAACUGCUGAACCGAGCCCCUUUCAUGCUUAGUACAGUCAAUUAUGAUGAAGCUGAGAACGUUCUCAACGAAUGGGGUGCCCUGCAGAACAAGGCUCAGGCUCUCUACGGUGCGCUUGACGCUGAAACACAGAUUGCCUUCUUCGAGAUGGUUUUGCAUCCAAUCAUGGCGGGAAGGAUUGUCCAACAAGUCUAUAUCAAUGCUGCGAGAAAUAGUGCGUAUGCGACGCAGAAGAGAAUGAGCACCAGCAAACUGGCCGAUGAUGUCAGAGCUGCGUAUGCGCAGGACGCAGUGGUCCAAAAGAGAUACCAUGGGCUGUUGAAUGGGAAAUGGAAUCACAUGAUGGAUCAAGUACACUUUGGAUACACGAAUUGGCAAGACCCGGGAUCCAACUCAAUGCCAUCUGUCAAGACGAUUGGAACAACAGCGCCCUCUGCCGGCAUAUUGGGUGUAUCAGUGCAGAAUAGCGCUGCCUCAACUCCCGGCGACACUGCCCCGACACUUUCCGGGAUGGAUCCCUACACCCCUGAGAACCGCACGAUUGACAUUUACGCCCGCGGCUCCGGGUCUAUGGAAUUCACCAUUACACCCUCCGUCUCGUACGUCAAGGUAAACCCUUCAUCGGGUACAGUGAGUUACCCAUCAGGUACUUCCGACAUCCGUGUCACUAUCUCGGUAGAUUGGACCUCUGCUCCCCCUGGUUCUAGCACGGUCGUGAUCUCUGUCACGCCGAAAACGGGCACCCCAGUGAAGUUAAACCUCCCACUCAAUAAACUAGUCAUUCCCGCAGAGUUCAAAGGCUACAUAGAAUCCAAUGGCGCUAUUGCAAUCGAGAUGCAGCACUUCAGGUCACGGACUCCUGGCGCAGACGGCUCGACUGUAGAAAUCAUUCCGAACUACGGGCGAACACAUUCUGGCUUAACCUUGAUGUCGAGCACAGCUUCUACGCAGACUUUGGCAUCGGCUCCGAAGGCCAUUUAUAGCUUCUAUGCGUUGACUUCGAGUUCAAAUGCGAAGGCGCUCGUCUACCUUUCGCCGUCCUUCAAUGUGAAUCCCUCGGCGCCUCUAAAAUACGCCAUUGCGCUCAACCAGGCGAGUCCUACCAGCGUGUCACCCGUCCCUUCAACGACAUUAGGUACCAUGCCUGGCGGGUGGUCAGACAGCGUUGUCAAUGGUGCGCGGGUGGUGAGCACAAAUAUAGGGAAAGUAGAUCCGGGCAAGCAUGAAUUGAGUUUGUGGCUUCUGGAGCCAGGGACUGUAGUGCAUAGGCUUGUGGUGGAUUUGGGUGGUGUGCAGAGUAGUUACCUAGGACCCCCAGAGAGCACAAAGCUUGGCUUCUGAAUAGAUAGUAUGUUAGUACAGGAAACAACAGUAGGAAGCAGUAGUUUUCCCUCGGGAUUGUGAGCGCUAUAAUCUAUCGUUCGUUGGCAAAGCUAUAUCUAUAGGCGACUUUGUCGAUCGUCAGAUCCCUAGUUUCCUUGGUAUUCUCCCACCGCUUUUCUGCGUCAGUAUCCAGAGUCGGAGC
Messenger RNA from Cucurbitaria berberidis CBS 394.84, 3070 nucleotides. RefSeq names its product glycoside hydrolase family 115 protein. The transcript has 4 exons. Lineage: Eukaryota; Fungi; Ascomycota; Dothideomycetes; Pleosporales; Cucurbitariaceae. The coding region runs from base 1 to 2886 and encodes 961 amino acids. The record is from RefSeq and is a predicted model, not a curated record.